Messenger RNA from Cokeromyces recurvatus, 255 nucleotides. RefSeq lists its product as uncharacterized. The record is from RefSeq and is a predicted model, not a curated record. The coding region runs from base 1 to 255 and encodes 84 amino acids. The transcript is spliced from 2 exons. Lineage: Eukaryota; Fungi; Mucoromycota; Mucoromycetes; Mucorales; Mucoraceae.
AUGCCAUCUUACUUGUAUAAUCAUCGUUUUUCUAUUCAAAUAGUCGAUCAAGAAAAUAAUGACAAGACAGUAUUACAACAUUUAUCUGCUGCUUGUAUUGCUCAGUGGGUACAACAAAAACCAAAUGCAAAGGCAACUAUGACCUUGGAUAAUGGUGAUACUGUUAACUUACCUGUUUAUGCUCUCAGACGUCGAAAUGCUGUGGUAGCUCAAUUACCUGAUGCUCCUUCUAUUACUUUUAUUAUAGAUAUAUAG